Molecule: messenger RNA, 869 nt
Organism: Oryza sativa Japonica Group (Japanese rice)
Lineage: Eukaryota; Viridiplantae; Streptophyta; Magnoliopsida; Poales; Poaceae
Product: non-specific lipid-transfer protein 1
Biological process (GO): lipid transport
Cellular component (GO): membrane
Molecular function (GO): lipid binding
Source: RefSeq, a predicted model, not a curated record
GAUCUCUUGCAGCUGCGUGCACCGCAUCUGUGCAUGCAUCCACACUAGCAACUCUACCUAUUUAAGCCCCUGCAUUCCCGCGUAUUCUCCUCAUCCAUCUCAUCAGCAACGAACCAAUUCACACCGAUCGAUCGAGCAACAGUAGUAGGAACCAUGGCCCGUGCACAGUUGGUGUUGGUCGCCGUUGUGGCAGCUCUGCUCCUCGCCGCCCCGCACGCCGCCGUGGCCAUCACCUGCGGCCAGGUCAACUCCGCCGUUGGGCCCUGCCUCACCUACGCCCGCGGCGGCGCCGGCCCGUCGGCGGCCUGCUGCAGCGGCGUGAGGAGCCUCAAGGCCGCAGCCAGCAGCACCGCUGACAGGCGCACCGCGUGCAACUGCCUCAAGAACGCGGCCCGCGGCAUCAAGGGGCUCAACGCCGGCAACGCCGCCAGCAUCCCCUCUAAGUGCGGCGUCAGCGUCCCCUACACCAUCAGCGCUUCCAUCGACUGCUCCAGGGUGAGCUGAGCUAUCGAUCGGAUGGAUCAUUUAUAUGCAUACAGAAGCGCGACGGUGGGUCGAUGUGUGGAGCCGAUCGAAUUCUGUAUCCAAUAUUAGUAGUAUCUGUACGUAUUCUGGAAUAAAAAGAUGAGCUAGCUAAGGUCGAUCAAUCACCAUGCAUGCAUGUGUGUGCAUCCAUGGUUGAUCGGCCCGGCCGGUCAGGCUAGCUAGCUUUCUUCUUCUUGUGUGUUCAUCUCGUACGUUUUGCUCCUUCUCGAGGUGUACGUGUACCAGAGAGAGCUAGCUAGAGAUUCUACAUGCAUGUACUGCAACUCCUUGUACUACGUGCUUGUUUUGGAAUAUUACACAUACAUAUAGCUCUUUUUGGUACA